CGUUGAAAUGUCGCGCGCUUGUGGCGCACGUGACCCGGAAGAGGAGGACCCCGUUAGGGGACGCGCGUGCAACAUUGCUGAGCACCGACGUGCAAUAUACUGUCCAUGGUGUUCAAGAUCUGAAUGCAAGUGCUAGGUGUCACAGGAUGGACAGUGGGCAGGCGGGCCCAAGGCAGACCCGGCGGCGCAUGCUGCUGGGCAUAGGGGUGCUGCUUCUGGUGGACUUUAUCUGGGUGGCAUCUUCAGAGCUCACCUCGUACAUCUACACAGAGUUCAACAAACCGUUCUUCAGCACCUUUGUGAAGACAUCUCUGUUUUCUCUCUACCUACUGGGCUUUGUGCUGUGGCCACCAUGGAGACGAGCUUGUGCACAGGGAUGCCCUGCCCAGUCGAGGGAGCCACUCUAUGUACCCGUGGAGGACAAUGAAGAAGACGAUACCACAGGUGAAAGGCCAUCGGGGUGCGCAGCGGGUCCUGCAGAGUGCGCGGCCACCCCUGUGGAGUGCCGAACGCCCUUGCUGCAGGACUCCGUGUCUGCAGAAGGUUCCCCCCCAUGCAACAGGAAGCUCUCGGUUGCACAAGUAGCCAAGCUCAGCUUCUCUUUCUGCUUCGUGUGGUUCUUGGCAAACUUCUCCUAUCAGCAAGCCCUGGCCUUCACACACGUGGCCAUAGUGAACAUCAUUUCUUCAACCUCGGGUCUCUUCACACUGGUGUUGGCAGCAUUGCUUCCCAGCAGCAGCAAUGACCGGUUCUCUCUCUCCAAGCUCUUGGCAGUCUUACUGAGCAUUGGUGGUGUGCUGCUUGUUAGUCUCUCGACUGUGGCGAGCUCUUCUGCUGAGGCUGUGAUGGCAGGCUGCAUCUGGUCCUUGCUUGGAGCUCUGCUGUACGCCACAUACCUGGUGCUGCUGCAGCGGAGUGCAGGAGGCGACCGUCAGCUGGACAUACCCAUGUUCUUCGGCUUUGUGGGGCUCUUCAACCUGCUUUGCCUGUGGCCUGGCUUCCCGCUGCUUCACUACGCAGGAUUUGAGACAUUUGUGUUUCCCAGCAACACUGUGUGGGCCUACAUCCUCAUCAAUGGCCUGGUGGGCACUGUACUCUCCGAGUUCUUGUGGCUCUGGGGCUGCUUUCUGACCACAUCCCUCAUGGGCACCCUUGCCCUGAGCCUCACCAUCCCACUCUCCAUCGUCGCAGACAUCUUCACUCAGAAGGCGAGUUUCUCCUGGCUCUUUUUUCUGGGCGCCAUGCCGAUUUUCCUGUCGUUUUCUGGGACUGCUCUCCUCACCCACUACAGCGACUGGGACCCUGUCGGUGCCCUGGCGAUGAAGGGAGCGGCGCUGCUCUGUCCACGCAGACAGCGCCGCAGAUCACCAGAAGACAUUGCCCAGACAUCGAGGUUGAUCCCUGAAGAGUAAAAUCAGAUGGAAAUCUUGGUGAUCUUGAAAUCACGAAGCUGCCAUUGGUUUUGGUUUUUGUACAUAUUACUUUUACUUCAACACUUGAACCACAUUACUUCAGUCUUCCAUGACUGAUGCUCAAAACUAUUAAUUAAAUUGUAUUAAUGACCUACUCAUGGUUAUUUCUCUACUCAGGAUAAUAAUUUUCGCCCGGUGUUGUUUACCAGGACGUAAUGGAAAUAUGUUAAACAGUCUUUACCCAAGUUGUUAUUGAACAUCUGGGACUCUCUCGAAUCUUGAUUAAAUGCUUUCGUCGGUCAUUAUGGACCUGUGUAGGUCUAGAUGGACGAAACUUGUACAGUCAAAUCUUUAUACUACCAAGUGUGUGUAUAGUUUUACUGUAUUAGCCACGCUAAAACUGCUCAUAAUUAUUUAAUUGUGGACAUUAGACCAUGGCAACACCUUCGGUUGCAUAGUAAUCUUUUGAAAAGAUGUGGGUGUAUAUAAUAGCUAACUUUUUUGUACCAAAAUUACAACAACAUUUGCACAUAAAAUUAACUCAGAUAUAUAACAUAAAAAAAACUUUUCACGUGCUUUCAACUUACUCUUUGGUUGUCUAGAUACAACAGGUUAAAAGUUACAAAUGUGUAAGUGUGAGUUAAUGGCCACACAUUUUUUUUGCUAUUUUCUAAAUCAAAUUUUGUCAAAUGAUAGGACUCAAAACUAUUUUUUUUAAAUAUAUAAAUGUGUUUAUGCUGUAAACUGAAUUUUUUUUUAUCAAUUCAAUACGAGACACGUGUUGAUUUCACAUGGAAUAUUAUCUGUGAUUUCCAUUCCCUGGUGGUAAGCGGCAACAUUUGCAUAAACUCGGCAGUUGGAUUCCUGUCGCUGCCCAAUAAUUUUGUGAGGAAGCAUGAGCCACUCUGUGCUGUGAAGUAAACAUUGAGAACCCAGGCGCAUUAUGUGCAAGUACAAGCCAUUAUGUGCCAUUAUUGUAUCCCAAAUUCUUAAAUGUAAUUACAACUAAACUACAGUUUACUCAGUAAAAUACACAGUAAACCUUUAUUAGCUUUUACCUGGUGAAAUAAAAAGCAUUUUACUUUUUUUGAAAUAAAUAUAAAUUGUUAGAACUCGAUGUUGGUGAAAGUUGUUAUGGAGGGGUCUUGUGGAGGGGUCAUGUUUCAUUUAAACUAUUUAAAUGUUUAUUUUACCAGUUAAGGCUGACUGAUCUCUAUAGCUCUUUUUCAAAAGCGACCUGGCCACAAAUGAUAGCCCAAUGAAGUGGCCAAUCAUGUGGAAAUUUAUAGCGGGCAAAUAUUCUAAACGCAUGAUUCUAAAUGUGGAAAAAACGGAGGACAUGCAAGUGUCGGGGUCAGGAUCAAACCCACGACCUGUAUACCAGGUGAGGUAGUUAACAUACCACCAUGGUGCCCAUGCAUCUGUGGGAGAGGCUUUGUGGAGCGAUCACUGGGCUUGACAUCUGCAGCCAUCACUUAUCUGAAGACAUUUUGGUAGAAAUAUCAAGUUCUUAUGGUGAGCACCAAACACCCUUUAGUGGACAACCACUGUUGACUCCCCACGCAGUGCUGCUCAGCAGGUAGUAGAUGUUUUAAUGACCCUGGAGGUCAAUGAAAUGAGCAGUGCCUGAUUACCUGAGUUGACCCUGCUGUGAUUUGAGCUCACGAUUUCAAGACUGGGAGUCAUGCCGCUUAUACGCUCGGCUAAAUUCCAUUCAAAACAGCCAGCUUCCUGAUGACCUUGUUUCAAGAUAUAGGAUGGACCUUGUAAAUAUGUAGUGUGAUCUAUGGAGGCACACACGGGAAUUCUGAAGCACAACGUGUAUUUAACGACCCUAUCAGGGUAACUCCCUAAUAUAGAACAUAGAUAACUAGACCCCAACAGGGCCACUACAUAACGCACACUUUAUCCAUUUAACGGGGUAACUAGAUAACCGCCAAGCGUGACAACCACCGAAGACCGAAGCGACGAUCAAAGACCGAAGAGCGGGGGCUUUCAAGUUGAUGCCACAAUAGAGCCGCGAUUGUUCUCCGACCAGCCCUCUUAUCCUGCUGAGCGUGGCCUCGCUCAGCUUCCAGCCACGCCCCCCUCGGGAUCUUUCCCGAAGGGUCUGGGGUCAGUGUCACAUGUUCUUCAAGCCCCCUUUUGGGCCACCUUUGCUAUCCUGUGCCAGUCACGUGCCCUCUCGGCGUCACCCCAUGGUCACGUCCUCAUGUGUCCUCUCUCUACCCGUCAACGAAACACGUCCUCGAGGGCCCACUUCCCUGCCCUCCCUACGCCGGUGCUGAGAGACACCCAAUUCCGGCUUGUGACCCUAGAUGGCGCAUAUGCUAUAGUGACCCUAUGACCGUCUCUACAAAUAAAAAAAAUUGGCUGAAAAAUGGAAA
Molecule: messenger RNA, 3799 nt
Organism: Petromyzon marinus (sea lamprey)
Lineage: Eukaryota; Metazoa; Chordata; Hyperoartia; Petromyzontiformes; Petromyzontidae
Product: solute carrier family 35 member F5-like
Cellular component (GO): membrane
Source: RefSeq, a predicted model, not a curated record